Messenger RNA from Grammomys surdaster, 2126 nucleotides. It is a transcript of the gene Efhc1, whose product is annotated as EF-hand domain containing 1. Gene Ontology annotation, cellular component: axoneme; mitotic spindle. Gene Ontology annotation, biological process: mitotic cytokinesis; mitotic spindle organization; cilium-dependent cell motility. The transcript has 11 exons. The record is from RefSeq and is a predicted model, not a curated record. Lineage: Eukaryota; Metazoa; Chordata; Mammalia; Rodentia; Muridae. The coding region runs from base 45 to 1967 and encodes 640 amino acids. Gene Ontology annotation, molecular function: calcium ion binding; alpha-tubulin binding.
CCCGAGCGGCAGAAGGCAACCGUGGCGGCAGCUGCAGGGCAGCGAUGGUGACCAACCCGGUGCACGGCCUGCCCUUUCUCCCAGGCUCGUCCUUUACGGACUCCACGAAAACAGCAUUCCACAGAAGCCAGACACUCGGAUACAGGAACGGCUAUGCAGUUGUCCGACGUCCAACCAUGGGGAUAGGUGGAGACCGGCUCCACUAUAACCAGCUGUCUCAGGCGGAGUUGGAUGAGUUGGCCAAUAAAGCACCCAUCUUAACCUACGGCCCACUCAAGCAGGCCCCACCUGCAGAGUUUGUUCCUGCGCAUGUGGCUUUUGACAAAAAGGUGCUGAAAUUUAGCGCCUACUUCCAGGAAGACGUCCCCAUAUCAACGGAGGAGCAUUACCGAAUCCGCAGGGUGAACAUUUACUACUACCUAGAGGAUGACAGCAUGUCCGUCGUUGAGCCUGUCGUGGAGAACUCUGGGAUUCCACAAGGCAAGCUAAUCAAACGCCAGCGGCUCGCCAAGAAUGAUGUGGGUGACCACUACCACUGGAAGGACCUCAACCGCGGAAUCAACCUUACAGUUUAUGGCAAAACCUUCCGCAUUGUUGACUGUGACCGAUUCACUCAGGAAUUUUUGGAAAGUCAAGGCAUCGAAUUAAAUCCACCAGAGAAGAUGCCUCUGGACCCUUACACCGAACUCCGGAAAGAACCUGUUCGUAAAUACGUCACCCCGUCAGACUUUGACCAGCUGAAGCAGUUUCUCACCUUUGACAAACAGGUCCUGCGAUUCUACGCGAUCUGGGACGACACGGAUAGCUUGUUUGGGGAAUGUCGUCACUACAUCAUUCAUUACUAUCUCAUGGAUGACACCGUGGAGAUCCGCGAGGUCCACGAACGGAACAACGGAAGAGACCCGUUCCCACUCCUCAUGAACCGACAGCGCAUGCCCAAAGUUUUGGUGGAGAAUGCAAAGAAUUUCCCUCAGUGUGUGCUGGAAAUCUCCGAUCAAGAGGUGUUGGAGUGGUACACUGCCAAGGACUUCAUUGUGGGGAAGCCACUCACCAUCCUGGGGAGGACCUUCUUCAUCUAUGACUGUGACCCAUUCACCCGACAGUUCUACAAAGACAAGUUUGGAAUGCCCGAUUUACCACCAGUUGACGUGAGCAAGAAGGAGCCACCUCCUGUAAAACAGGAGUUGCCUCCUUAUAAUGGCUAUGGACUGAUUGAAGACUCAGCUCAGAAUUGUUUUGCUCUCAUUCCCAAAGCUCCGAGAAAGGAUGUCGUGAAAAUGCUGGUGAACGACAACAAGGUGCUCCGCUACCUGGCGGCACUGGAAUCCCCUAUCCCAGAAGACAAAGACCGUCGGUUUGUCUUCUCUUACUUUCUCGCCACGGAUAUGAUCAGCAUCUUUGAGCCACCUGUUCGAAAUUCUGGGAUCAUCGGGGGCAAAUUCCUGGGCAGGACUAAAGUUGUAAAAUCAUUCUCUCCAGUUGACAACCCCAUCUACUAUGGACCAAGUGACUUCUUCAUCGGUGCCGUGAUUGAGGUGUUCGGCCAUCGAUUCGUCAUCCUCGAUACAGAUGAGUAUGUUUUAAAAUACAUGGAGAGCAAUGCUUCCCAGUAUUCACCAGAAGCCCUCGCCUCAAUCCAGAACCGUGUCCGGAAGCAGGAUCUUCCCGCACCAGAACUGGAAAGCAAACAAGGUACAGAGGACCCCAAGGUGCAGGACCUGGAGACACUGAUAGAAAAAAUCCAGAUGCACCUGAAAGACAAUUCAUGCAAAGACAACCUCCGUGAAACGUUUCAGAUAUACGACAAGAACGAGUCAGGAUUCGUGGACCGAGAGACGUUCUUUAAAGUCUGUGAAACUCUUAAUGUCCCGGUCGAUGACUCAUUGAUUAAGGAGUUGAUCAGGCUGUGCACCCAUGGAGAAGACAGGAUUGACUAUUAUAACUUUGUUCGAGCUUUCUCGAGCUGACCUGAACGAGAGAAUAUGAUAUACAUUUUUGACGCUGAACCGACAUUGUGAAAUCGACCACACAGGCCUUUAAAUCACUCCGGAAGUGGUAUUUCUUUUCCUGCUCUUCUGUUUCACUGUUACUCAAGUCUAAAGUAAAUUAAUAUUCAAAAUAUCAAA